Messenger RNA from Hyalella azteca, 2100 nucleotides. RefSeq names its product lipase maturation factor 1. The record is from RefSeq and is a predicted model, not a curated record. Gene Ontology annotation, cellular component: endoplasmic reticulum membrane. Gene Ontology annotation, biological process: protein maturation. The transcript is spliced from 11 exons. NCBI's taxonomy places the organism in Eukaryota, Metazoa, Arthropoda, Malacostraca, Amphipoda, Hyalellidae. The coding region runs from base 63 to 2024 and encodes 653 amino acids.
GAAGUACAAUUCUCAUUAAACAUUGAAAAUUUCAUUCAUUCACGUGGUUUGCAUCAUUUAGUAUGGAAGUUCGCCGGCGUACAGACGGCGUUCGCCGUAAAUCCGAACGCUCUGACGAACGCGACAGCAGCGAAGAGUGCGACCAGAGCAUUCACUAUACUGAAAGAUCAAAUGAAGAUCAUAAUAAAAGAUCAAAUGCAGGAGUUUAUGAUCGUUCAAAUGAUCGUGUCGUCAUGGAGACCCGUGAAGAUAUUUCUGAAGGAGGCGGCGAAGGUGAAGGCGCAGGUGAACAAGGAACCGGAGGAGCUCCAGGUUUCUCCCGAAGAAUAAGAGAAUCAACACCUCGUAAAGUCCCAUUUUCGGACUCCAAGCUACCGAUUUCGAACACCGACCUCCAAGUUUCGGACUCCGACCCACCGAUUUUGGACUCCGACCCACCGGUUUCGGAUUCCGACCCACCGGUUUCGGACUGCGAUUUGUCAAUUUUGGACUCCGAACCACCGGUUUCGGGCACACACCCAUCGGUUUCGGAAUCCGACCUACCAAUUACGGACUCCGACCCGCCGGAUUUGGGCACAGGCUCCCCGGACUCGGACCUCCCGGUUUCGGACUGCGACGUCCGGCAGUGGCUGCAGAGGCACGGCGGACUGGAGGCUGACUCUUAUUGGUUGACGCGCGUCGUGCUGCUGCGAGCGGUUGCCUUCAUAUACAUGGUGGCGUUCGCGGUUGCCUACCAUCAGAACAAACAGCUUCUGGGCGACCGUGGGCUGCUGCCUCUGCGCCGUUUCCUGCUCAGCGUCUGCAACUCGCGGGAGAGCUACUGGGCGAGGUUCACUGCCGCGCCGACGCUGCUGUGGCUGGCUUACCCAUGGCACAGGGUGGAUGUUUGGCUCGACACCAUCGCGCUCACCGGGGCGGCCCUGGCAGCUAUAGUGAUGGUGUCAGGAGCUGGCAACUGGCUGAUGAUGGUGACGCUGUGGUCACUAUACCACUCCAUCGUGGCAGUGGGUGAGUUGAGUGGGGUGAGUAAGAUGUGCCAUGUCAUGUUCAACGAUCUCAAUAUUUCUUCAACAAUCAAUGUUUGUGACCAGACUCAACCAGUACCCAACCCGCUGGCAUACUACCUCCACCAAACCCCGUCCCUGGUGCACAACUUGGAGGUGCUGGGCAACCACGUGGUCGAGCUGGUCGCGCCUUGGCUGAUAUUUGGCAACCGUGGUUGUCAACUCGUGGCCGGUGUGGUGCAGAUUGCGUUUCAGGUUAUCCUGAUCAUGUCGGGCAACUUGAGCUUCCUCAACUGGCUGACGAUGGUGCCAAGUCUUGCGCUUUUCGAUGACAGAUUUUACGCGCGUUUCUUCAGCGCGCGUAAAGUGAAGGCCGUUGCAAAACGCCAGAUUCUGACCGCUCGAGACCACGCUAAAGUCCAGCCUGGUUUGUUCCGCGACGUGUUGAACCUGGCGCUGUGUGGUGCGCUCGCCUACCUCAGCCUGCCCGUGCUGGUGAACCUCCUGUCGUCCCGACAGGCCAUGAACACGUCCUUUGAACCCUUCAGGAUACUGAACACCUACGGCGCCUUCGGCAGCGUGAGCAAGGAGAGACAUGAGGUGGUCUUGGAGGGUCUGGCCAGCGACGGCUCGUGGCUGGAGUACGAGUUUAACUGCAAGCCUGGGGCCGUAGACCGCAGACCCUGCCUUAUAUCGCCCUACCACUACAGGCUCGACUGGCUUAUGUGGUUCGCUGCUAUGCAGCGCGCGGAACACAACCCGUGGCUGUAUCACCUCGUGUACAAACUCCUGCAGAACGACGAGGCGGCCACGUCACUCAUCAGAACAAACCCCUUCGAGGCGCGCGCGCCCCCCAGGAGUGUGCGUGCGUUGCUGUACAAGUACGAAUACACGCAAGCAUUUAGUGGCAGCGCUGCGUGGUACGUGAGGCACGUGGUCGAUGCCUCGUACCUGCCUCCCCUCACCAACGCCUCGCUCGCCUCCAUCGCCAGCAGGAUGCAGUGGCCGGGGCUUGCUUAACACCUAAGCGUCUAGCUGUACAUUUCUGUCGCCUUUCAAAAUAACUUUUUUUUGUAGCUAAGCGCCUUUCGAAAUU